CCUUUACAUAACUUUCUUGAUGUCGAAGAAAUGCAAAGCACAUAUAUCUCCCUCCAAUUGGGCAAAGUACAUAAAAUUACACAAAUCGAUUCAACAAAUCACAGCAACAACAAAUAAAUACAGAGAUGGAGAGAGGAAGGAACGGGCGAGUGUCGCGAGGGAUGCUACCGUUACUCGCGUUUCACGCCAUCAGCGAGUACUCGCGGCUCGAUCGGAAACCGCCUGUGACGGCGGCGCUUGUGGCGGCGAAUACACUCAUAUAUCUGAGACCUAAGUUCAUUAAUCAUCUCAUUCCUACUCUCGAUCAAGUCUGGUUCAAUCCAUAUCUCAUUCUCAAGAACGGGGAUCUCAGACGCUUACUUUUGUCACCUUUUUACCACAUAAAUGAUUCCCAUCUCGUCUACAACAUGAUGUCACUAUUGUGGAAGGGAGUCCAGUUGGAGAACUCAAUGGGGAGCGUGGAGUUCACAUCUAUGGUUGCUGCCUUGCUUGGGUUGUCUCAAGGAAUUACAAUAUUGCUGGCAAAAGCUCUUCUUGUUUUUUUCGAUUAUGAGCGACCUUACUACCAAGAGUAUGCUGUUGGAUUUUCUGGUGUUCUUUUCGCCUUGAAGGUUGUCCUCAAUUCUCAAUCAAAUGAUUAUAGCUAUGUUUACGGAAUUAUGGUACCAUCACGUCUUGCAGCAUGGGUUGAACUGAUUCUUAUCCAAAUGUUUGUGCCUGGUGUCUCCUUCCUUGGUCAUCUUGGUGGGAUUCUUGCUGGGAUUUUGUACAUGCGCUGGAAGUCCUCAUACUUGGGUCCUCGCCCGUUACGAGCAGUAAUUGGUGGCUUUGCCAGUUUCCUGAGUUGGCCUUUUAGAAUGGUGCGAGGUUUCAGUCAGAGGCGUCGAAUCUCUGGUAGGGGAACAGUGGGCAGGGGUCAGACUAGAAAUACACCUCCUACUCCUUGGAGUUGCCCUGCAUGUACCUACGAUAAUUCUGGCUGGUUAACUGUGUGUGAGAUGUGUGGAACAAGUCAGACUGGUGAUGAUAACUUGUUAUCCUCUGGUUUGUCAACUGAUCAGCCCCCUGUGGGAGAUCACCCUUCAUUGGAAGAAUUACGUAAUCGGAGGGUUCAAAGAUUUGGAAGAUGAUAAGGAUAAAUGGGAUUUUUAUUUUUGUAGUACAAUAGACCAAUACAUGUGAGAUAUCCAUUCCUUUAUGUAUCAUAAGAUAGCAAGCUUACAGUCCAACAGUGACUGUCAAAAAUUGUCAAAUGAAGUAACGUGACAGUUAAAACUUGUCAAUGGUGCAAAUGUAGAUUCUGUUUUAUUGUA
This is a messenger RNA of Daucus carota subsp. sativus, 1313 nucleotides long. RefSeq names its product rhomboid-like protein 14, mitochondrial. The coding region runs from base 126 to 1130 and encodes 334 amino acids. Gene Ontology annotation, cellular component: membrane. Lineage: Eukaryota; Viridiplantae; Streptophyta; Magnoliopsida; Apiales; Apiaceae. The record is from RefSeq and is a predicted model, not a curated record. Gene Ontology annotation, molecular function: serine-type endopeptidase activity. The transcript is spliced from 2 exons.